Messenger RNA from Mizuhopecten yessoensis (Yesso scallop), 2480 nucleotides. Its product is annotated as BTB/POZ domain-containing protein 1-like. The coding region runs from base 208 to 1491 and encodes 427 amino acids. The transcript has 4 exons. Gene Ontology annotation, biological process: neurogenesis. The record is from RefSeq and is a predicted model, not a curated record. Gene Ontology annotation, cellular component: cytosol. NCBI's taxonomy places the organism in Eukaryota, Metazoa, Mollusca, Bivalvia, Pectinida, Pectinidae. Gene Ontology annotation, molecular function: protein binding.
UGCUAUUCUUAUCGGGUGAUGAUCUACACAUAGACAAGUGUAUGACAACACAAUCUGUUAUUUAAAUGUGCUAUACACAUGCGGUGUAUUAACUAUUAGGUACCUGUGAUCGCAGUGCACUCAGUAAUUGGAAAAACCCAGAUUGUACCUUCGGUUUAGAAGGGCAUCCCCGACGAGUAAAAGGCGGACAAAGAUAUCAAGUCAUAAAUGGCGACUUCGGGGACCCCAAACGACUGGCAAAGCGGAAAGACGCUGUCACAAUGUAUGGACCACGUAUUAACGUCUGGCACAUCUAGUGAUGUAACCUUUCUUGUCGGUGAGGACAAGAAAAGGAUACCUGCCCACAAACUGAUCCUUAUAAGUAGAAGCCCAGUAUUCUACGCCAUGUUGGAGGGUCCAAUGGCCGAGAAAGGGGAGAUAGCCAUUCCGGAUAUAACCGAAGACGUCUUUCAGCACUUUUUACGAUAUCUGUACACAGACACAAUCGACUUGACGGAGAUGAACGUAGUACCUGUGCUGAAUGCUGCCAGGAAGUACUGUGUCGACAUUCUAGUUACCAACUGUGAAGACUUUCUGACCAAAAGUCUGUCAGCGGAAAAUGCUUGUCUGUUCUUGGAACAUGCCCAUGUUUUCUUGAUGGAUAAACUGAAAACCGAGUGUCUUAAAGUGAUAAGUGAAUCUUCAACAGAUGUUCUGCAAUCGCAGGCCUUUUCUGACCUAUGUCCGAGUUGUUUGACCAGUAUCACGGAAUCAGAUGACCUUGCUGCUGAUGAAAGUGACGUGUACAAGGCCGUCAUCAGAUGGGCGGAAGCUGAAUGUAGCCGUCAGAACACAGAGAGCAAUCCCGAAAACAAACGGCAAGUCCUCGGAGAUAGUCUGCACACCGUGAGGUUCCCGAAAAUUGAUUCCGACUUUUUCUUCAAGCAAGUGUGUCUCGAUAAAGUACUUCCAGGGGACAUGGUACUGGAUGUAAUCAACUGCAUCAUGCACGACGAGGUCAAGGAUGUGCCUUGGCUAAAUCUAAAUGCCCGAAAAUAUACUAUAUCUACAAGGGAGAGUGUUUGGCGAUUUAAGGAUUCUUUGAAUGGAGUGUGGCCCGGCACAUGUUACCCUGAAGCUAUUUCCUUUCAGGUUCCAUUCGCAAUGAAACUAUACGGAACCGGGUCAUUUUUAACUAGUACAGAGCCUAGCACGGUUGAUAUAGAGGUGUAUGAUGGAUAUACUCUUCUAUACAGCGGGAGUAAGUUGCCCCUGGUCAAAAACGAUUCCAUAAAUACAGGCGAUGUUGUGCUUGCGGAGCCAAUUCGACUAUUGGCUGGAAAAACGUACACAAUCAAAGAAGAACCAUCAGCAAUAAAACAACACUACUCCGAAACAGGGUUAGAGAACGUAGACUGUAAAGGCAGAACAAUUACUUUUAUCCACAGUUCCAUGUCCCGAGGCUCGACAGUUCGUCGGGGUCAGAUUCCGUUUCUUAUCAUAGGAUCAUAGAUGAUAUCGGCGAUGAACAUAACAAUGAAUCGGCUAGAUACCACCUAUAUUAAACAAUCGUCUCCAUUUGAAGAUCACCAUUUCGUCAUCCAAACACAGAAGUUUAGUAUAAAUAUUGAUACUCAUUACGAUACUAUCACUGCGAUGAUAACUCCAUGGGUUGAUUUACUGUACUUCACAUGUAUUGACGCAUCAAUCAUCGUGGCGUUUUGGACAAAAUAUUUAAAGUGGAAGUCAUACUAACUAAUAACGACGUAAGUACGUCAAUGUGUUGUCUAUAAGUUAAUGACCAUCUUAAUCAUCAUUGAGAUGAAAAUUGAUUUCUAUAAAAAUCGAUCUGAAAAAUCGUUGAGAUUGAAAUAAGUUUCUACAAAAAACAAAUGAAUUAUUCAAGACGUUAAGUAUCGAUAUAAUUUUCAACCUUUCUGAUCACAGGAGAUCAUAGUCAAUCUGAGGGAUGAGUUUUAUAUAUUUUGUUAGAUAUGCUAAGAUGUACAUUUAAUGACAAAUCAUGCAAAUGAAACAAAUUUUGAAGCAAUGAAACUUUUACUUCAGUUAAAUCAGCUUCAAAAACAAACGAAGUUUUAAGGUCAAAGUGUUUGUGGUUGCAAUCCUCAACAAUUCGAGCAAUUUUGCCAAACUUUUUGCCUCAAAACCCUCUGUUCAGAGAAUACUGUUCUCUUAUAAUCAUGCUUUACAUUCAGUCUCGUUCUUUCAUCUCAAUGUAAAUCAAAUAAUUUCAAGCAAGAGCGUCAUUUCACACAAUGGUAAUCUAAUUUCUUUAGAAUGCAAGCAAAAACAUUUUUUUUCAUGAAUUGAUGGAAUUUUCCUAACAUCACAAACAUUUACACAUUUAUUUUACCUUUAACAAGAGGCCAAAAGUAAUUUAAAGCUUACCUGCUAUAGUUAAACACGAAACAGACAAAUGGAUUACAUAAAUAAAUGUUUAGUUUGCAUUACUGUAUGUUUUUAUCAUUUUAUGAUUUUUG